GGCUACUCCGCAGCAAGUGGACCGACCCGGGGAGACUGUUACCGCAACACAGACACUCACACCCAGAACAGAACGGUUGUUGAUGAGCGCGCAGAGAUGCACGCCUCACUGGUAGCGCUCCUUUGCGUCCUGGCUGCUGCCGUUGGCCAGGAGCCUGACCACAGCUAUGGCUGUGCCCAAGGCAGCUGUUACCCGGCAACGGGGGACUUGCUGGUUGGACGAGAGAAGAAACUGAAGGCCUCGUCCACAUGCGGGAUGAGGAAAAAACAGCCCUACUGCAUUGUCAGUCAUCUGCAGGAUGAGAAGAAGUGUUUCGACUGUGACUCUAGACGACCAUACGACCCAGUGUACAACACCAUCAAUCACCGGAUAGAGAACGUUAUCACCACCUUCAAACCCCACCGCAAGAAGUCCUGGUGGCAGUCAGAGAAUGGAAAGUCGGAUGUCUUUAUCCAGCUGGAUCUGGAAGCAGAGUUUCAUUUCACUCACCUGAUUAUGACCUUCAAGACCUUCCGUCCGGCGGCCAUGCUGAUCGAACACUCUGCAGAUUUCGGUCGCACCUGGCAGAUCUACCGCUACUUUUCCCAUGACUGCGCUACAACCUUUCCCGGAGUCUCCCAGGGACCAUUGCGUAACAUUAAUGAUGUCAUCUGUGAGUCGCGUUACUCUGACAUUGAACCGUCAACGGAGGGAGAGAUCAUCUACAGAGUGUUGGAGCCAGCUAUCAGGAUUGAGGAUCCAUACAGCCCGAGCAUCCAGAACCAGCUGAAGAUCACCAACUUGAGAGUGAACUUCACCAAGCUUCACACACUGGGAGACAACUUGCUGGACCCCAGAGCUGAAAUCAAAGAGAAGUACUACUACGCCAUGUACGAGCUCGUCGUACGCGGAAACUGCUUCUGCUAUGGCCACGCCGCGGAGUGCGCCCCCAUCGACGGCAUCAGGGACGACAUAGAAGGAAUGGUUCACGGCAGGUGUGUGUGCAACCACAAUACCAAAGGUUUGAACUGCGAGCGGUGUGACGACUUCCACAACGACCUGCCCUGGAGACCAGCCGAGGGACGCAGCACCAACGCCUGCAAGAAGUGCAACUGUAACAGCCAUUCGAGCCAGUGCCACUUUGACAUGGCGGUGUAUUUGGCCAUGGGCAACCUCAGCGGAGGAGUUUGUGACGACUGUGAGCACAACACCAUGGGACGCAACUGUGAGAUGUGCAAACCCUUCUACUACAAAGACCCUAUCAAGGACAUCAGAGACCCACGAGUCUGCAUAGCUUGCGACUGCGACCCGGAUGGCUCUCUGAACGGAGGGAUGUGCGACACCCACACCGACCCCUCCCUCGGCAUGAUGGGAGGUCAGUGCCGCUGCAAAGCCAAUGUGGAGGGGCCGCGCUGUGACAAGUGUAAGACUGGCUUCUUUGGCCUGAGCGCCGACAACCCUCAGGGCUGCCAACCCUGCCGGUGUGACAACAGGGGAACAGUGUCAGGCAGCUCCCAGUGUGACCCAGUCAGCGGAGACUGCUUCUGCAAGCGUCUCGUCACUGGACGCAGCUGUGACCAGUGUUUGCCAGAACACUGGGCUCUGAGCCACGACCUGAACGGCUGCCGAGGCUGCGAGUGUGAUAUCGGAGGAGCCCUGGACAACCACUGCUCCAUGGAGAGCGGUCAGUGUCGCUGCCGCAGUCACAUGACAGGGCGCCAGUGUACGCAGGUGGAGUCCAGAUAUUUCUUCAUGGCUCUGGAUCACUUCCUGCAUGAGGCUGAGUUCGCCAAAAUGGGGCAGGGCUGUACAUUGGAGACCAGGGAGCACCAGCCGGGUCGCCCUGCCACAUGGACGGGCAUCGGAUUCGCUCGGGUACCUGAGGGCGGCACCCUGGAGUUCCUCAUCAGUAACGUCCCCUACUCCAUGGAAUAUGACCUGCUCAUCCGCUAUGAGACACAGAUGCCACGAGACUGGGAGGAGGUGCGAAUAACAGUAAUCCGUCCAGGGCCGAUUCCGACAAGCAGCCCCUGUGGAAACACCAUCCCGGAUGAUGACAGACUCACUGUCUCCCUGCCGGCUGGAGCCAGGUUUGUGGUCCCUCCUAAAGCUGUGUGUCUGGAGAGAGGUGUGACCUACACCCUCCGCUUUGAGUUCAAACGCUAUCAGGACGCCAACAGUAUCCUCAACGGAGCGGCCAACGCUGUCCUCCUUGUUGACUCUAUUGCCUUGAUGCCACGCCAUUCCUCUAUGGACAUGUUCAACGCAGGCGACCCAGCCUCCAACAACAGGAAGCAGACUUAUGAGCGAUACCGCUGCCAUGAGGCGGCGAAGAGUGUAACACGCCCACUGAUGAGUGACACCUGUGCCAAACUAAUCACCAGCAUGUCGGCCAUCGUAAAUGACGGGGCUCUGGCUUGUAAUUGCGAUCCUCAGGGGUCCAUCAGCUCCAUGUGUGACGUCCGCGGGGGCCAAUGUCAGUGCAGGCCCAAUGUGAUUGGUCGACGCUGUGACCAGUGUGCUCCGGGAACUUACGGCUUUGGACCCUCAGGCUGCAUAGCCUGCGGUUGCAGCUUGGAAGGCUCUGUUACCCGACUUUGCGACAAGUUAACCGGUCAGUGCCAGUGCCGUCCAGGAGCGUUUGGUCAGCGCUGCGACGGAUGCCAGGCGGGUCACUGGGGCUUCCCCAGCUGCCGACCCUGCCAGUGUAACGGACACGCAGACCAGUGCGACCAGAGGACCGGAGCCUGCGUCAGCUGCAGGGACAACACAGGAGGAGACAAGUGUGACAGGUGUGCCAAUGGUUACUAUGGUAACCCAAUUUUGGGCAAAGCAUCCAGUGCUCAGUGUCGCCCAUGCCCCUGUCCAGACGGCCCCAACAGCGGACGCCACUUUGCUGCGUCUUGUUACCAGGACAACCGUAACAGACAAAUUAUCUGCAACUGUAACCAGGGCUACACAGGAGCCCGAUGUGAGGAAUGCGCUCCGGGUUAUUAUGGCAACCCCUCUCAGCCUGGAGGGCGCUGUCAGCCGUGCCAGUGCAACAACAACAUAGACAUGUCAGACAUGGAGUCUUGCGACAGGCAGACCGGACAGUGCCGGAAAUGCCUUUACAACACCGAGGGCCCCAGCUGUGGCAUCUGCAAGAGCAGCUAUUUCGGCGACGCUUCCCGACGCAACUGCAGGAAGUGCACAUGUAACUUCCUGGGUACUGACCGUGGCCAGUGCAUGGAGCGUGAGGACUGUGUGUGCCAGCGAGCAACAGGGCAGUGCCAGUGUCUUCCAAACGUCAUAGGUCUGACAUGUGACCACUGCGCCCCCAACCACUGGAACCUGGCCAGCGGGACAGACUGUGAACCCUGCGGCUGUGAUCUCAACAACUCGGUCACCUCCUCAUGUAAUGAGUUUACUGGGCAGUGUCAGUGCCGUGAUGGCUUCGGCGGGAAGACCUGCACCGACUGUCAGGAGAACUACUGGGGAGACCCCAGGACACAGUGCAGAGCUUGCGACUGUGACUGGCGGGGCAUCGAGACCUCUCAGUGCAACAGGUUGACCGGCCACUGUGUUUGCCAGCAGGGGGUGUCAGGUGUCCGCUGUGACCAGUGUGCCAGAGGCUUCUCUGGCCAGUUCCCUAACUGUCAGCCCUGUCACAAGUGCUUCGGGGACUGGGAUCGCAUCGUGCAGGACCUGGCAGUGCGCACCAAGACUCUGGCAGAGCGGGCCCAUGAUAUUCAGACCACUGGGCUUACUGGGGCCUAUGAGAAGGCCUUCAGGGAUCUGGAGGAGAAACUGGCACAAGCUCGGGGAAUUGUCGACGGACGCAACGCCACUGCUGCAGCUGUCGCUACCCUAAUGGAACUUAUUGAAGAGCUUAGAGAGCAGAUCGGUGACACCACUGACACCCUGAACCGUCUGGAAGGAGAACUAACCAACGUCCAGGACAGCAACUCUGAGGCAAGCAAGGAGCUGAGUGCUCUGGAGAGAGAAGCUAAAGAGCUAAACCUCACUUCAGAGCAGCUACACCGCCAACUAGAUAUCCUGAAAAACUCCAACUUCCUAGGUGCGUACGACAGCAUCCGUACCUCCUACAACAAGUCUCGUGAUGCAGAGCGCCGUGCCAAUGAAUCGACAACCACCAGGCCCAGCACUGUCAGCCAGUCUGCAGACACCCGCCGCCGAACCGAGCGCCUCAUCACCGCCAAGAAGGACGACUUCAACCGUAAAAAUGCAGCUAACAAGCGGGCGCUUUCAGACCUCAACACCUGGUCACAGGGACUGGACUUGAAGAAGAUCAAUGAUAAGGUUUGCGGCGCCCCAGGUGAUGCCCCCUGUGGGGAAAGUCCUUGUGGGGGUGCGGGUUGCCGCGACGAUGAAGGGAACCGUCACUGUGGAGGCCUAAACUGUAACGGCGCUGUAGCAGUAGCUGACAACGCCCUGGAGAGAGCCAAACACGCAGAGAAGGAGCUGAACAAAGCCAUGGGAGAGGUAGAGGGACUCUUUACCAAGGUGGCAGAUGCCAAGACCAAGGCAGAGGAGGCCAAGGGUAAAGCCCAAGCAGCUCUGGACAAAGCCACCGCCACCAAGAACAAAGUGGAGCGCUCCAACAAUGACCUGAGAGACCUCAUCAAACAGAUCAGAGACUUCCUCACUCAGGAAGGUGCAGACCCGGACAGCAUCGAGGCAGUGGCAAACCGCGUGUUGGAGCUCUCCAUCCCCGCUUCGCCCCUCCAAAUCAGACAUCUUGCUGAUGAAAUCAAGGAGCGCGUUCGCAGCCUUUCCAACGUGGACGCCAUCUUGCAGCAGACACAGGAAGAUGUCCGCAAGGCAGAGCAGCUGCUGCUGGAUGCCAAGAGGGCAAGGCACAGUGCUGAGGAGGUGAAGAACACAGCAGAGACAGUGAAACAGGCUCUGGUGGGUGCUAAGACUGCACAGACAUCAGCAGAGAAGGCCAUCGCGAGAGCCAAGGUGGACAUUGGGGAGACUGAAGCCCGACUGGCACAGAUUGAGUCGGAAACAUCCAACAGUGAGAAGGACCUGAAUGAGGCCAUGGACCGCCUGGGCACACUGGGACAGGAGAUCACUGCCCUGAAGACCAAACGGGCCAACAACAGCAUGGCAGCAGCCCGAGCCGAAGAGACAGCCACCAUGGCACGAGACAAGGCAAACGAAGCCAAGCAGAUUCUAGACGGCCAGCUGACGGAUAAAUACCAUGAGGUGCAGCAGCGGGUUGACACAAAGGCCAAGGCUGUGCAGGAUGCCAAGAAAAGAGCAGAGAGCCUCAGAGAUGAAGCAAAGGGACUACUGAGAGAUGCCCAGAACAAGCUAAAGAGGCUAGCAGAGCUGGAGAAAAACUAUGAGGAGAACCAGAGGAGGUUGGAGGGGAAAGCUCGUCAGCUGGACGGUUUGGAGGACAAGAUGAAAGCCAUCCUCAGUGACAUCAACAAACAAAUCCAGAUCUACAACACAUGCCAGUAACUCACGACUCCAUGUCCUAAAAAACAGGUGCACCAUAGUCUUGGUCUGGCAUUUUUUCCAGACACAGAAACUGUACGAUAGACUUUUAAGAAACAGUUAAAGAAGACAUGGCUUGGGUGGUGAUUUUCACACCCUGCAAGGCAUUUGCAUAUUUGGUGUGCAAACUGUCUUUAGGUAAGAAUUUGAAAACGGUAUCACAAUUAUAUAUAAGUAUAUAAACAUACCCAUAACUGAUCAUAUCGGAUAUCACAUAUUAUAUUUGGAUUUUAAUUUGUGCACAUUAUUUUUGUUUGGGAUUUUCAAAAUAAUCUGGAAAUGUAUCUGCGUUUAAAUUUGUGUUUUGAACAUGAAAAUUAUAUUUUUGAAUAUGUCAAUAACACUCAGAUUUAGGAGAAAAUAAUGCAUUGCAAACCAUCUGUAGUUUUGCUGAGACUUUGUAAGUCAGUUUUAUAAUCAGCGGGUCGAUAUCAUUUUCUCCCCUUUAUCAAUGAAGUCUCUGUUACUACUGGAUUUAUAUUCGGAGCUGUGCUCAUCGCAAGAGGACUUAAUUUAAACUGCAUUGGACAGUGUCUUCUUUCAGUACGAAACACAUAAAAUCCGAUGUCUGUUUAAAGUUAACUGUUAAUUCUUUUUUGGGUAAAAAAUAAAACUCUUAAUUAAUUAUGGUUAGGCAGUAAUCUUUUUUUUAUAUUUUCAAAUAAGCCAAAACAUUGGAGACAAGGGUAUAGUCACCACUGCUGUAGAUCUUUGUCCCUGUGAAGUUUUAAGGACAUCUAUUUUCAGGAGAAUGGAGAGAUGGACAGAGUUGUUGCAUUCAUGUGGGUUUUAAAUGUAUUUGUACCAAUUGUGGUGCUAGGAAUGUCAUUUUUUGUAUUGUGUCUACCUUUUUACAAAUGACCAUUUUUACCUGAAAAUAAAAUCAACUUCUUGACUUUGCUAAACCAAUAGAUAUAACAAGCCCAGAAGUCACCUCUGCCUGGAGUAAGAGGAUUUCUGUACACCAAUACUAUACAGGAAUAAUGUAAUAAGGAGAGCAGUGUGAAUGGCAUUCCCUCUGGAACCACCCUCAUAACAAACUUCUCUUUUUUUUACACAGCAUAUUGUUUUAGCCCUGGUCCAAGAGUUGCCCCCCUUUCACACACACAUUGUUAACACAGGUUUAACCUGAGCCCAGGGCUAUACUAUUCACACUGCACUUCUACUAGCCUGGGGUAGUCUUAGUUGCUCUCUUGCUGAAAGUAAGAUGAGAGGAUUGAUACAAAACUGUACGAUGAAUAUGACACUACUGCCAGGCAACCAGUGGAGACUACAGCAAGUCUCUACCACUGCCAAAAAAAUAAGUCAUAAUGAUAUUCUCGGCAAGAAAGCAAAUAAGUGUAAGUCCCUAAAUGUUGAACUAGAAUUCAUUUUUAUGGAUGCCAAACUUGUGGUGCACAGCUUUUGAAUGUUUGAAUCAAAUAUGGUUUCAUGGAAUAAGAUGGAUGCCUCACUGUAGGGAUAUAGGACUCUAUACUUUCAGUCUAUCAUAUGUACAGUCUUUAAUCGUGCCUUAUUGUAUGCCAGUGUCUUGGACAUUUAUGAUAUAUACUAUUUGCAUGACAAUUUGUGUUUAAGUAAUUUGUACACAUAUUUCCCUCAGUCCGUCUAUCAACUGACAGCCACGUGGUUUUGAUAAGUAAAUGCCAAAGCAAAAAAUACCAAAAGAAGUUUGUGUAAAGUUUAACAGUGUACAGUUUUGUGAAUAAAGGUUGGAUAACUUAACAUUUCUCUGGGUCGAAGUAGCUUGUUUGACCAUCAUAUUACU
Molecule: messenger RNA, 7258 nt
Organism: Anoplopoma fimbria (sablefish)
Lineage: Eukaryota; Metazoa; Chordata; Actinopteri; Perciformes; Anoplopomatidae
Gene: lamb2
Product: laminin, beta 2 (laminin S)
Exons: 35
Coding region: 97-5454 (1785 amino acids)
Biological process (GO): substrate adhesion-dependent cell spreading; cell migration; basement membrane assembly
Cellular component (GO): laminin trimer
Molecular function (GO): extracellular matrix structural constituent; integrin binding
Source: RefSeq, a predicted model, not a curated record